AUGGCUGGUACAGAUGUGGUGGUGGUACAACAUGGAUCUGUUGAUGCUGAGAAGGAGGUUGUGAAUCAUGGGUGCUGCAAGAAGGGACCUGGGUUUGCUACCCCACUUGAUGCCAUGUCUGGUCCCAAGGAGCCUCUCAUUUAUGUCACUUGCGUUUACUCAGGAACAGGAACACAGAAGCCCGACUACCUUGCGACAGUGGACGUAGAUCCAAGCUCACAAACUUAUUCGAAAGUUAUCCACAGGCUGCCUAUGCCCCAUAUAGGUGAUGAAUUACAUCAUUCGGGGUGGAAUGCCUGCAGUUCUUGCUAUGGAGAUACAUCAGCUGUCCGCCGUUAUCUUGUCUUGCCUUCUCUAAUAUCUGGGCGGAUAUAUGCAAUUGAUACACAAAAGAAUCCAAGGGCUCCCAGUUUGCAUAAGGUUGUUGAGCCUGAAGAUAUCAUAAGCAAGACUGGAUUAGCAUAUCCACACACGGCUCACUGCCUUGCGUCCGGUGAUAUUAUGGUGUCAUGCCUUGGAGAUAGAGAUGGAAAUGCUGAGGGGAAUGGAUUCCUUUUGCUUGACUCAGAUUUUAAUGUGAAAGGAAGGUGGGAGAAACCAGGGCACAGUCCUCUUUUUGGCUAUGACUACUGGUACCAACCCCGGCUCAAGACCAUGAUCAGCUCAACUUGGGGAGCCCCAGCUGCCUUUACCCAAGGUUUCAACCUUCAGCAUGUUUCAGAUGGACUUUAUGGCCGACACUUGCAUGUCUACAGCUGGCCAGAUGGUGAAUUAAAACAGACAUUGGAUCUUGGAAAUACAGGACUUCUACCCUUAGAGAUAAGGUUCCUCCAUGAUCCAACCAAAGAUACCGGUUUUGUUGGGUGUGCGUUAACAAGCAACAUGGUGCGUUUUUUCCAGACCCCAGAAGGCUCAUGGAGCCAUGAGUUAUCAAUCUCAGUGAAGCCAUUGAAGGUGCAGAACUGGAUUCUUCCCGAAAUGCCUGGCCUUAUCACUGAUUUUUUGAUAUCUCUUGAUGACCGUUAUCUGUACUUUUCGAAUUGGCUUCAUGGAGAUGUCAGGCAGUAUAAUAUUGAGGACCCUAAGAAUCCUAUCCUGACCGGCCAGUUAUGGGUUGGAGGACUUGUUCGGAAAGGAAGUUCUGUGGUUGCUGAGGCUGAAGAUGGUACAACAUACCAAGUGGAAGUCCCAGAGAUCCAGGGAAAUCAUUUGAGAGGAGGACCUCAGAUGAUACAGUUGAGUUUAGAUGGGAAGAGGCUUUAUGUUACAAACUCACUCUACAGCAAGUGGGACAACCAAUUUUAUGCUGAAAUGGUGCAGAAAGGAGGCCACAUGUUGCAGAUUGAUGUAGACACUGAGAAAGGUGGUCUUGCAUUGAACUCAAGUUUUUUCGUGGAUUUCGGAGCUGAACCUGAUGGUCCAUCCUUGGCUCAUGAGAUGAGAUAUCCUGGUGGUGACUGCACUUCAGACAUUUGGAUUUAA
This is a messenger RNA of Ilex paraguariensis (yerba mate), 1482 nucleotides long. NCBI's taxonomy places the organism in Eukaryota, Viridiplantae, Streptophyta, Magnoliopsida, Aquifoliales, Aquifoliaceae. The record is from the annotation of a GenBank genome assembly.